Molecule: messenger RNA, 2106 nt
Organism: Cajanus cajan (pigeon pea)
Lineage: Eukaryota; Viridiplantae; Streptophyta; Magnoliopsida; Fabales; Fabaceae
Product: berberine bridge enzyme-like 21
Molecular function (GO): oxidoreductase activity; FAD binding
Source: RefSeq, a predicted model, not a curated record
ACAGUCGGAAUAAAAAUAUCUUCAAUUGGGUUGUUGACAGCAGAACUCCAUUAUUAUGUUGCACUAUCAUAAGAAAGGCAUAAUGUGUGGUCCAAGUCUAACCAAGAAGACAUAAAACCGUACCAACCAAACCAUGGACUAAACUUUCCAGAAUUGAACAAAAUGGAAAAACCAAAUUCCCUGCCAUUUCUUUUAGUUAAUGUUCUGCUUCUUCAUGUCUCUAACUCCCUCACAGUCCCAUCAAGAACGUCCAUUCACGACACUUUCCUUCGCUGUUUCCAAAGCCACACCAACCAACCAGAUCACGUUUCCAACAUAGUCUAUGCCCAAACCAACACAUCCUACACCUCAGUUCUUCGAGCCUUCGUUAGAAAUGCCAGGUUCAGCACCCCCUCAACUCAAAAGCCAUUACUCAUUGUCACCCCUUUCAGUGAACACCAAGUACAAGCCACUGUGGUGUGCGCCAAAAGCAUUGGCCUUCAACUCAAAAUCAGGAGCGGGGGCCACGACUUUGAAGGUGUUUCAUACGUCUCUCAGGUACCCUUUGUCAUCCUUGACAUGUUCAAUUUUCAGAAUGUCACUGUGGAUGUGCAAAAUGAGAGUGCUGUAAUUCAAGCUGGUGCUAGUCUUGGACAAGUUUAUUAUAGAAUUUGGGAGAAGAGUAAAGUUCAUGGCUUUCCUGCAGGGGCUUGUCCCACUGUAGGAGUUGGUGGCCACUUGAGUGGAGGAGGGUAUGGUAACAUGAUAAGAAAAUAUGGAUUAACCAUUGAUCAUGUUAUUGAUGCUAAAAUUGUUGAUGUCAAAGGUAGGAUUCUUGACAAAGAGGCUAUGGGGGAAGAUCUUUUUUGGGCUAUUAGAGGAGGGGGAGGAGCAAGUUUUGGAGUCAUAUUAUCAUACACAGUUAAACUUGUUAAAGUUCCAGAAAAGGUUACAGUUUUUCAAGUUGACAAGACUUUGGAGCAGAAUGCCACUGAUCUAGUUCUCCAGUGGCAACAAGUUGCACCACAUACAGAUGAUAGGCUUUUCCUGAGGCUUGUUUUACAACCCUUGAAUUCCAAGGUUCAGAAAACCAUAAGAACCUCGGUUCAGGCUUUGUUUCUAGGAAGGGCUAAUGAGGUUGUCACAUUGUUGGGGAAGGAGUUUCCUUUGCUGGGGCUGAAGAGUGAACUUUGUCAUGAAAUGAAGUGGAUUGAUUCUGUGGUUUGGUGGGCUAAUUAUAACGAUGGAUCCUCACUCAAUGCACUCCUUGACCGAAACCAUUACUCAGUGCAUUACAACAAAAGGAAAUCUGAUUAUGUUCAGACCCCAAUUUCCAAAGAUGGGUUGAAGUGGAUAUGGAAAAAGAUGAUUGAGUUGGGAAAAGUUGAGCUAGUUUUCAACCCUUAUGGAGGGAAAAUGAAUGAGGUCCCUUCUGAUGCCACUCCAUUUCCUCACCUUGUAGGGAAUUUGUUUAAGAUUCAGUACACUGUGAGUUGGCAGGAACAAGGAUCUUCUGCUGAAAAAAGUUAUUUGGGACAGAUUAGAAUGCUUCACAGUUACAUGACCCCGUUUGUGUCAAAGAAUCCAAGGAGUGCCUACUUCAAUUACAGAGACCUUGAUAUUGGUGUCAAUAGCCAUGGCAAGGAUAACUAUGAAGAUGGAAAAGUUUUUGGUGUCAAGUACUUCAAUAAGAAUUUUGAAAGGUUGGUGAAGGUUAAGACUGCAAUUGAUCCAGAAAACUUUUUCUGGAAUGAACAGAGCAUUCCAAUACAUCCAAGCAAGGCUUAAGGAACCUAACCGACAUAGGACAAACUGAUUAAUUCAUUUAGUUGACUUUGUUAAUUACUUUAGUUUCUACGUGAUUAGUUGAAUUCUUAUAUCUUUGAUAUUGCGCUAUGGAACUUGUGUAUUUGGAGAAAUUGUAUCCUUGCAGACAAAGCUCCUUUCUUAUUUCACUCAUUUGGAUUUUCACCUUAUUCAUUCGGAUGGAUGAUUACAGUGCAUGGGACUUGAAAAAUCUUCUUCCUUCUUCUCUUAUUCUCAUCCAAAAUGAAAGAAGACAACUAGACAAGUGAUGCAUGUUUUUUACGUUCCUCCAUUAUCAAUACUAAAAAUACAAAGCAUAUG